UUCUCUUCAGUUUGAGAUCGAAGCCGAUCGGGGAGCGUUAUUUUUGGGGGAGGAGAGGUGGUGUUACCCGUCUGUCUCUCUCUCUCCUCAGCAUCAGCAUCAGCAUCAGCAUCCUCCCCCCCGAUUCACCGGUCCGGGUUCGCGUCCGCUUUACAUUUUCUAAUUGACACUUGGAUUCUGUGGGGGAUUAAAAACAGCCAAAGGACCCAACGCAGAGCCGGAUUGUCGGGGUCAGCGGGACCGGAUCGGCGCAGCAUGGGGCCCGGUUCGGCCGGAUGUAUUGCGGGGCCCCGGCGCAGAGCGCGGACGGGCGGAUGGGACCUGUUGCGGCUCUGCUGGCUGCUGGCGGCGCUGCGCGCGGCGCACGCCUCAGACGUCUUCUCAUCUUCCUCCCCUUCCUCCUCCUCGCCUAGUCUCGGAGGCUUCGUGGACUUCACCUUCAGCCUGGAGCCUCAGGACACGGUGACGGUGAGAGGCGGCGUGCUGCAGCUCGACUGCCAGGCACAGUCCGACUCGACGGCGGGACCUCCCGCCAUCACAUGGCGCAAGGACGGCGUGCUGCUGAGCACGGUGGUGGACGAGCGCCGGCAGCAGAUGGCUAACGGAUCGCUGCGUGUGGAGAAUGUUGUGCACUCGCGGCACCACCGACCCGAUGAAGGCGAAUACCAGUGUCUCGCCACACUAGACGGGCUGGGCAGCAUCGUUAGCCGGACCGCCAGGGUCACUGUGGCCGGUCCGCUCAAGGUGGUCGUGCCCACCGAGUCCGUUUCCUCAUACCUCGGCGAUACGGCCCUGCUGCGCUGCGAGGUCUCCGGGGACCCGACGCCCGUCAUCCGCUGGCAGAAGAACCGGGAGGACCUGCCGUUGACCUUUGAGCAGGAGUCCCGCCUGGCCGUGCUGCCGUCCGGCUCCCUGCAGGUCAGCCGCGUCCAGCCGCCAGACUCAGCCACGUACCGCUGCCUGGCCGACAACCCGGGCAGCACCAGGACGGGGACGGACGCCGAGCUCCGAGUUCUGCCAGAGCCCGGGGUGAGCAGGAACCUACAAUUCCUCCAGCGCCCAUCCAGUGGAACGGCUUUGCUGGGAACCGACGCCGUGCUGGAAUGUUCCGCUUCAGGAUACCCGACUCCGAGCAUCCAGUGGAGGAGAGGAGAGGAACUGAUCCACAGCUGGAAUAAGAAGUACUCUCUUCUGGUCGGCAGUAAUCUGAUCAUCAGGAGCGUCACUGAUGAUGACUCUGGCAGUUACAGCUGCAUAGCCGCCAACAAGAACCACAACAUCACUGCACACACAGAGCUGAGUGUGCUAGCGCCUCCUCAGUUCCUGAACUACCCGACCAACACGUACGCCUACGAGUCCACGGACAUGGAGCUGGAGUGCGCCGUGACGGGAAACCCGCCGCCGCUGGUCCGCUGGAUGAAGAACGGAGAGGAGGUCAUCCCCAGCGACUACUUCCAGAUAGUGGACGGCAGCAACCUGCAGAUUCUGGGUUUGGUGAAAUCGGAUGAAGGUUUCUAUCAGUGCGUCGCUGAAAACUCAGCUGGCAGCUCGCAGGCGAUGGCUCAGCUGCUUCUCCGCGAGCCAGUGUCCCCCAGCCCGGGCGUUACCCUCCCCUCUGCCCCCCGCGACCUGGUCCCUGUCCUAGUGUCCAGCCGCUUUGUCCGGCUCAGCUGGCGCCCCCCGGAGGAGGCCGGAGGAGUCGUUCAGACCUACGGCAUUUACUACUCCCAGGACGGAGUCGCCAGGGAGCGGUCAGUGAACGUGUCAGAGCCGGAGUCUCUGGAGCUGAUGGUCUCUAAUCUGAAACCGGAGGAGAGCUACAGCUUCAGAGUCAUCGCUUACAACGACGUGGGGCCUGGAGAGAGCUCGGCCCCCCUGAGAAUCACCACCAAACCGGACCUCCAAGUUCCCAGCAGAGUGGAGUCCCUCCAAGCCGAGGCUCUGUCCCCCACCUCCGUCCAGGUGAGCUGGGACCCUCCAAGCCAACCCAACGGCCCCAUCCUGGGCUACAGACUGCUGUGGACCGAGAGCCCGUCCGCCAAGGAACAGAGUGUGGAGGUGAACGGACUCAACUACAAGAUGGAGGGACUCAACAAGUUCACAGAAUACACAGUUCGGGUUUCGGCGAUCAACCGCUACGGACCGGGCCCGGCGCCGGAGACCGCCAGCGUCACCACCCAAUCAGACGUACCCAGCGCUCCUCCCCAGAACAUCACCUUAGAGGUUGUCCUGUCCAGGAGCAUCAAGGUGUCGUGGCAGCCGCCUCCGCCGAGCGCCCAGAACGGCAUCAUCUCAGCCUAUAAGAUCAAAUACAGGAAGACCGGUCGCCGUGGAGACCAGGAGGCCAUCGAACCCAACAACUUCUGGUUCCUAUUCACAGGUCUGGAGAAGGGCAGCCAGUACAGCUUCCAGGUAACAGCCAUGACAGCCAACGGAACGGGUCCGGCCAGCGACUGGUACGCCGCCGAGACGCCGGAGAACGACCUGGAUGAGAGUCAGGUGCCGGACCAGCCCAGCUCCCUGCACGUCAGGCCGCUGCCCAACAGCAUCAUCAUGUCCUGGACGCCGCCCCUCAGCCCCAACAUCCUGGUUCGAGGCUACAUCAUCGGCUACGGCGUGGGCAGCCCCUACGCCGACACCGUGCGCGUGGACAGCAAGCAGAGAUACUUCUCCAUCGAGAGCCUGGAGCCCAGCUCGCACUAUGUGAUCUCCCUGAAGGCGUUCAACAACGCAGGCGAGGGCGUCCCUCUCUAUGAGAGCGCUGUCACCCGAUCCCUGACAGACCCCAUAGACCCAUCUGAGGAUGACCUCUUCCACCUCUAUGAUAAGUACCCCACUCCUAUGUCAGAUACCAGCACUCCCAUGAUUCCCCCAGUGGGGGUUCAAGCCGUGGCCCUGUCCUCGGACUCGGUCCGCGUGUCGUGGGCCGACAACUCCAUGACCAAGAACCAGAAGUCGUCCGAGGUCCGGUACUACUCCGUCAAGUGGAAGACCAGCUACUCCACCAGUGGAAAGUACAAGUCUGCAGACACCACGGCGCUCAGCCACACCGUCACCGCCCUCAAACCAAACACCAUGUACGAGUUUGCUGUCAUGGUAACCAAAGGCCGCAAGUCCAGCACUUGGAGUAUGACAGCGCACGCCACAACGUACGAAGCAGCUCCCAGCUCCGGCCCCAAAGACUUGACGGUGAUCAGUCGCGAAGGACGACCCCGCGCCAUUCUAAUCAGCUGGCAGCCGCCGAUGGAGGCCAAUGGCCGGAUCACAGGUUACAUCCUGUACUACACUCUGGACAAGAACAUGCCCAUAGACGAUUGGGUGAUGGAGACCAUCAGCGGUGACCGUCUGACCCAUCAGGUCGGGGACCUGAACCUGGACACGGUUUAUUACUUCAGGAUUCAGGCCAAGAACGCCAAAGGAGUCGGCCCGCUGUCCGAGCCCGUCCACUUCAGAACGGCCAAAGUGGAACAUCCAGACAAGAUGGCAAAUGAUCAAGGUCGAGGGGGAGAGCACGCAUACUGGCCGCCUGACACCAACCUCAUUGACAGGAGCAACAUCAACGAGUCCCCAAUUGGUCAGAUGCGUCCACCGCACGGCAGCGCCACGCCCCAAAAGAACAGCAACCUCCUGGUCAUCAUCGUGGUCUCCGUGGGCGCCGUCACUGCGGUCGUGGUCGUCAUCGUGGCGCUCAUCUGCACCCGCCGCUCCUCCGCCCAGCAGAGGAAGAAGAGAGCGAGCCACAGCGCCAGCAAGAGGAAGGGCAGCCAGAAGGACCUUCGGCCCCCUGACCUCUGGAUCCACCACGAGGAGAUGGAGAUGAAGAACAUGGAGAAAGCUCCCAGCGUGGCCCCAUCCGGACACGAUUCGCCCCUUCAGUCCUGCCAGGACCUCCCCCAGGUGGCCCACAGCCAAUCAGAGAGCCACAUGGGCAGCAAGAGCAGCCACUCAGGAGCUGAUGGCGACGAGGCCUCGAGCAGCAUCUCCACUCUGGAUCGCUCCCUGGCCGGCAGGAGGGGAACGCGAGGCAAGAUGAUGAUUCCGAUGGACUCUCAGCCCAGCAACACACCGGUGGUCAGUGCCAUCCCGGUGCCGGCUAUGGACUCCUCUCAGUACCCUGGUAUCCUGCCUUCACCGUCCUGCGGCUUUACCCACAACAAGUUCAGCCUGAGGCCGAUGCCUUUCCCGAGCCUGACCGUGGACAGAGGAUACACACCAGCGAUGCCUUCGGAGUCAUCCAUCAGCACCCUCCUCCAGCAGCAGCCCCAGACCCAGCAGGCUGCUCCGCUCCUCCCCGGAUCCUCAGCACCGCCCGGGGACCACAUCCCAGGCCCCGUCCCGGGGGCCCCCACCGCAGUCGCCGGGGCUGCUGCUGAGGAGGCCCAGGCCAGCGGCGGUCGCACCAUCCCAACGGCGUGCGUCCGGCCCACCCAUCCGCUCCGCAGCUUCACCAACCCGCUGCUGCCACCACCGAUGAGCACCAUCGACCCCAAGGUCUACAACUCCAUGAUGCCGCAUUCAACUGCAAGUCUCUCGAAGCCGCAGGUGAAGACGGCCUCUCUGGGGCAGGCCGGUAAGGCACGCUCCCCUCUGCUGCCCGUCUCAGUGCCCACGGCGCCGGACGUAUCGGAGGAGGGGGGAACCAAACCUGCAGAGGAUUCAGCCGCCAACAUUUACGAGCAGGACGACCUGUCGGAGCAGAUGGCCAGUCUAGAAGGGCUGAUGAAGCAGCUCAACGCCAUCACCGGCUCCGCCUUUUAACCUGCGAUCCCGACCCAAGCCAAGUCUUCAGCGGUGGUCCAGACUGGAACCAUUCUUCAAGCCUUGAUAUCCCUUGUGCCACACACGCUGAGGCCGAUCGAGGUUUGAAGAGGUAUCAAAGGUCCGUGCCGCGUUGGAAGUUUGUUUGGUUUCUGGUGGUCUGCUAGUGUCAAUUGUUUUGGAUCGAUAAAGGGAUGGAAGAAAUCAAACAACAAUACAACAGCACAGCAUCAACAAGGACAGGACCAGGGCUGAAGGGCUGAGAACCCCUCUUCAAACAGAAAAUGAUUCAAACCUGAGAGCCAGCGCCUCGGCUUUUUGAUGCAGGAUGACAGGAUUAUCUCAACAAAAAAGAAGACAAAGAUCCCUCCUGGUUCUCCUCUUUGUGGUAUUUAUUAGCGUCCUCCACGGGGUUAACUACAACUCAACUACUGUGACAGUACCUCGCUUGUUUCUCAUGAUUGCUGUUGGAAGUAUACCUUUUGUCUUUUUUGGGGGGGCGGGUAUUCCAUUUGUGUGCAGUUGCAGGAUGUGCACAUGUUCUGAAAGUGCCGCUGUCCCCUACAGUACAAAAAAAAGGAACCUCAGCCACCAAAGUUUCACCGAAAUCAGUUUCUCACCUGGAUCCGAGCGAGAUCAACCCGUUACGCAAGCCUAGUUUUCCUCCUUUUUUCCCUGUCUGGAAGAAAACAGAAUGGUUUUCUUGAGCCAACUGUGACUCAUGACCCAUGCGGUCUUUCCAUUUCAGAUUGGACUGGAUUUGGAGGUUUAAAAAAUAAAAUAAGGUGAGAACAAAAUGGAUUUUAGGCGGAAAGUAACAAUUGUGGUGAGCUACUCAACCGGUCGGAAUUGGCUUUGUCCAAUCCAGCAGAAUCUACUCUUCCAGGACAAUGUCGAAACCUUUGUAGAUUCCGAGUGUGUUGCUGCUCUUGACCUGGCCUUUACUCUGCCUAACCCAGAUGAACUCCCAUCUUUGUGCCAAAUUCUCACCUUGGACUACUUAUUGUAAAGCAUCUAUUUUGUUUGCUUCUUCGUUCAACUCCAUCUUUGUCUCAAACCGAUGUCGAGCAGUGAGACGAUCCGUGUGGAAUCAUCUCAAAAAGUCUUGAUGAAUGGCUUCGGACGCGGCGAUUGGUCCUUUUUUGGAACUUGGUCAAAUUUGGUGUGAACGCCUCGUUCACAGUUCUUCAAGUUUCACUAUGUGUGCGUCGUCCCCACCGAAGCUGCCGAGCGAUCACAGUCUGCGACGUAGAAGUCACGUGACUAAUGAGUUCACAAAAGCCAAUCACAAGUUGAUGUGCUAUCGCGAGAAAGAGAUUUUGAAGUCAUAAUAAUGUCAUUUCAAUGAAUAAUUUUACCUUUAUCUCUGGAUCAAGAUCUCAGUUGUGAGAUGACAAAAACAUCCUGCCGCUUUCUUGAGAAAUGAUUGACGGAGGAAUGAAUUGUGAAGGAGGUGUUACAGCAGCGGGAUCCAGACCUCGUCUUUAGUGGGGGAUUUGUUUUGUUGUUAAGUUAUCAUUACUAUUAAUGUAAGUAGAUAUGUGAGUGGGCAUUCGAUGAUGAUCAGAUGUUGAGAUUGACCUCUACUGUUGUUUGUGCCGUUUCAACAUGUGUUUGACCGAAGGUGACGCGUCGUUUUUGGAGCCCUGUUUUUGAUGAAUCCAUAUUUAUUUUUCAUGAGAUGAACACACGCAUACCUCUGUCCUCCUCAAUCGCACACAUGGGAUGAAAUUGCCAAACCGCCAGCUUCACUUUGAGUUCACUUCAGGGUGUCCUGUCUUUUUUAAUAUAAAAAGAGAAAGAAAAAAGGUGACAAAAA
Gasterosteus aculeatus aculeatus (three-spined stickleback) is the source of this 6577-nucleotide messenger RNA. NCBI's taxonomy places the organism in Eukaryota, Metazoa, Chordata, Actinopteri, Perciformes, Gasterosteidae. The record is from RefSeq and is a predicted model, not a curated record.